AUGAGAGAAAUCAUCCACUUACAGACAGGGCAGUGUGGAAAUCAGGUUGGAUGCAAGUUCUGGGAAACAAUCAGCGGAGAGCACGGAAUAGACCAGACAGGUAGGUAUGUUGGUGAAUCUGACAAUCAGCUGGAAAGGAUUAAUGUGUACUACAACGAGGCGUCAUCGAAGAAAUAUGUCCCACGUGCGGUUCUAAUUGAUCUUGAGCCAGGGACAAUGGAUGCAGUAAGACAGGGACCGUUUGGAGAUCUAUUUAGGCCAGAUAACUUUGUAUUUGGACAAAGCGGUGCAGGAAAUAACUGGGCAAAGGGACACUACACUGAAGGAGCAGAGCUGAUAGACUCGGUGAUGGAUGUGGUAAGGAAGGAGGCAGAAUCGAGUGAUUGCUUACAAGGAUUCCAGAUAACCCAUUCACUUGGAGGAGGAACUGGAGCAGGAAUGGGAACUCUACUACUGUCGAAGAUCAGAGAAGACUUUCCGGACAGGAUGAUAUGCACAUUUUCAGUGGUUCCAUCACCGAAGGUAAGUGAUACAGUAGUUGAGCCUUACAAUGCAACUCUUUCUAUACACCAGCUUGUUGAGAAUGCAGACGAGACAUUCUGUAUUGAUAAUGAGGCAUUGUAUGACAUAUGCUUUAGGACACUAAAGCUGAGUAAUCCUGGAUACGGAGAUCUGAAUCAUCUUGUGUCUCUGGUAAUGAGCGGAGUGACCACAUGUCUCAGGUUUCCUGGGCAGCUGAAUGCAGAUCUGAGGAAGCUGGCUGUGAAUAUGAUCCCGUUUCCUCGACUUCACUUCUUUGUGGUGGGAUUUGCACCGCUGAUUGCAAUAGGAACACAGAAAUUCAGGACGUACUCUGUGUCUGAGCUUACACAGCAAAUGUUUGAUUCAAAAAACAUGAUGACUGCAUGCGAUCCCAGGAAGGGAAGAUAUCUAACGGUUGCAGCAGUAUUCCGUGGUAAGAUUUCAAUGAAGGAUGUUGAUGAGCAAAUGUCAAUGGUACAGUCGAAGAAUAGCUCAUUGUUUGUUGAGUGGAUCCCAAGCAAUGUGAAGACUGCAGUGUGUGACAUUGCACCUACUGGGCUUGAGAUGUCGGCAACGUUUGUUGGAAACACCACAUCAAUUCAGGAACUAUUUAAGAGGAUCUCAGACCAAUUUACGGUGAUGUUCAGAAGAAAGGCAUUUUUACAUUGGUAUACUGGAGAGGGUAUGGAUGAGAUGGAGUUUUCAGAGGCUGAGUCUAAUAUGAAUGAUUUGCUUUCUGAGUAUCAACAGUAUCAAGAUGCAACUGUUGGAGAUGUUGAGGAGUUUUUGGUUAAUUAA
Ordospora colligata OC4 is the source of this 1320-nucleotide messenger RNA. RefSeq names its product beta-tubulin. The record is from RefSeq and is a predicted model, not a curated record. Gene Ontology annotation, molecular function: GTP binding; GTPase activity; structural constituent of cytoskeleton. Lineage: Eukaryota; Fungi; Microsporidia; Ordosporidae. Gene Ontology annotation, biological process: mitotic cell cycle; microtubule cytoskeleton organization. Bases 1 to 1320 code for a protein of 439 amino acids. The transcript has a single exon. Gene Ontology annotation, cellular component: microtubule; cytoplasm.